AUGGCCUUCUAUGCCGAUGAGGCUCCGAUAAAAUUUCCGAAAUAUUGCACAUAUCUGGAUUUAGAGCUAGAGCUGGGUGUGUUGCUCGGUGGCCACCUGUUCAACGCCACAGCUGAGGAAGCCAAGUCUGCGAUAGCAGGCUUUUGCAUCUUCAAUGACUUCUCUUCUACCGUCGUCUCUGCAGACGAGAUCAUGCCUAGAAUCGAGAGACUCACUGGCCGCGUCAUUAUCAACGGGCAAGUUGUCCAAGGGUGCAAUACUGAUCGAUGGCAAUUUACCGUAGCUGAGGCUAUUGCUCAUGUAUCAAAGAGCACCCGACUAUACCCUGGAGAGUUUUUCGGCACAGGGACGUUUCCUCUGGGUGCUGGAAUUGAGCAUGCGAGCUUCAAAUUGAAGGUUGGAGAUGUUGUACGACUGGAAAUUGACGGAAUAGGCAGUGUGACGAACAAGAUCGUAGCAGACGAGUGA
Messenger RNA from Trichoderma aggressivum f. europaeum, 468 nucleotides. RefSeq lists its product as uncharacterized. Bases 1 to 468 code for a protein of 155 amino acids. The record is from RefSeq and is a predicted model, not a curated record. Lineage: Eukaryota; Fungi; Ascomycota; Sordariomycetes; Hypocreales; Hypocreaceae. Gene Ontology annotation, molecular function: catalytic activity. The transcript is spliced from 2 exons.